Messenger RNA from Exserohilum turcica Et28A, 1823 nucleotides. RefSeq lists its product as uncharacterized. The record is from RefSeq and is a predicted model, not a curated record. NCBI's taxonomy places the organism in Eukaryota, Fungi, Ascomycota, Dothideomycetes, Pleosporales, Pleosporaceae. The coding region runs from base 137 to 1816 and encodes 559 amino acids. The transcript has a single exon.
AUCCCCACAACCACUCAAGCUACCCAUUCUUAUUUUGCUAGAACCCAGCCUGACUGUUCUGCUGCCAGUUACACUCGCUGCUCGCCGACCCAUUGCGCAUUGGUGAGAAGACAAACACCGUCCACUCUCGCCCACCAUGGCGCCCCGUCCUGAGAUUGCCGCCGAUGGCCAGGCUCUCUCGCCCAUAGCUAUGCGUGCCGUGGAGCUCGCAAAGUCCAUGGUGAAGCGGGACUCGCAACCAUACAGAGAACUGGCUUCGGCCGGAGCACGCCCGCCAAACGAUCUCGCCGGCCCCGGUUUCCAGGCCCUCUUCGCUCUCAUUGGUAUUGGAAUGGCCAUGUUAGCCAUUUGGUUCUUCUUCUGGGCCAAAAACGGUGGCUUCAAGUGGCGUGAGGGCGACUGGGAAGACUACAAAUCGACCGUGCUGCGACGCAAGGGACCCGACGGCAAGACUCUCUCCAACGCUACCAAGAGCACAAGGCUCGGAGGUGGCAGUGUCGUGCAUGGCGGCAGCUACUUUGGUGCUCAGAGCGACCUCGGCUACACGGACGAGACAGGAACCACCGUCACUACCAGCGACCACCGCGAUGCUGAGAAGGGCCAAGCCGGCCUUCGUGGCGGAGACGGACGCAGACACAAGAAGCAUCGCCGUGACCACACCAACGACUACAACGACCCCGAACUGCGCCAGUACCGUGAGGAGAAGGCUGCCCGUGUUGGUGGUCUGAACCGCGUCGGCGAUGGCAAGUACACCGACUACUCUGGCUCCCAACCCUCUGAAGUCGGUAGCUCCCACGUCUCCAGCGUCGCGCCUCUCGUCCAGAAAGAAGCCAAGGACCCUAAGAAGGAGGCCAAGGCCAAGGAGCAACGUGCAAAGGAACGCAUGCGCAAGGCCAAAGCUGCUGAAAAGGAAGCCGCCAAGAAGGAAGCCGCCGAAGCCAAAGCCCGCAAGGAAGAGCAAAAGGCCGAAGCCAAACGCGCAAAGGAAGAGCAAAAGAGGACCAGGAAGAUGAUCACGGCUGCCCCCUCUGAAGCUCCCGAGAUGGCCGAAGUCAACCGUCCCAUGAUUGAAUACCACUCGCCCCAGUCGGACUACACACGCGCAUACACCGAGUCCACCGCCCCCUCUGAAGUCACGUCACCAACACGCGCCCCAACCCGAGGCAGAAGCAACAAGGCUCCCUCUGGUCCCCGCCGUGCUCCUCCCUCUGCCGCCUACUCCUUCACCACCGGCGACGACACGGAAACCGUCUACACGGGCGUCUACACCAACGACGUUGACAACACUCCCGCUCCCGCUCCCGCCCCGGCUCCUGCUCCCACACCCAAGAAAACCCGCACCGCUCCCUCGGAAGCCGCCGAAUCAAGCUACUACUCGGACUACCGUCCCAACGCCGAUCCCUCUCUCUACACGGACCCCAACAAGCACGCGCCGCGCUCCCGCUCCAGACGUCCCUCUCAAGACCGUGCCUCGCGCUCCAGCCGCCCAACUUCGGCGUCGCGUCCCCGUCCCUCUGGCUCCCGCUCGCGCCCAACAUCCGAGUCCCAAAGAAGACAGCACCGCUCGUCGCGUCCUGCGCCGCCCCCAUCCGACAUCUUUACUACCACCAACGGUGAUGCUCACGGCCACAUGAGCUACCCUUGCCACAUCCCCGGUCUCAGCCAGGCCGGCAGCGUGCACCCCAUGGAAAGCGUCUCCCAGGUCGGUGCCCCGUCGAAUCGCCGUGACCGUGCUAGCCGCGACGUCAUGGACGGGUACAGGCGUGGUGGUGUUAGAGCCGUUGGUCGAAGGGACAGUCUGAGUGACAGCGACUAAAAUUAUC